AUGGCCACUUCGACUCUACCCCAGGUCCUUGAAAAGGGAAGCCGGCUCCCUUCUCCUCAAGGCGUGGAAUUCACGUAUCUCAAAUCCUUCAACUUCGCGACAAUGGACGAAGCCCGGGCCAAAGAGGAGCGAGGCAUCACCAGCGAAGCUGACGCCCGCGCCCAUGACAAAGUCAGCCUCGGCCCCUCACCCAGAAUCGUUCAUCAAGGAUGGUACUGGAACCCCGACGGCCAAGCGAUUCGUGGCGCGUGCACGCUACAGGGGUUAGCGGGACUGUCCCGAAAGAACAGUGUCAAGCCCCGGUGCUGGCGUCUUUUCCAAACUUCCAGCUGA
This is a messenger RNA of Thyridium curvatum, 333 nucleotides long. RefSeq lists its product as uncharacterized. The coding region runs from base 1 to 333 and encodes 110 amino acids. The transcript has a single exon. NCBI's taxonomy places the organism in Eukaryota, Fungi, Ascomycota, Sordariomycetes, Thyridiales, Thyridiaceae. The record is from RefSeq and is a predicted model, not a curated record.